GGACUCGAGGCGACCUAGGGCGCAGGCGCCGACCGCAUGCUGCGUAUGUUGUGUUGCGCGGUGACCCGGAGCGCGUUACGCUGCGCCCGUCGUUCCCCGGCGCCCGAGCUUCGCGCCGCUGCCACCGCCACCAUCAUGUCCCAGCCGUUGUCGCCUCCGCGGGCCGCCUCCGAGGCCCCGGCCCGGCCCGCCACAGUGCUGGGGACCAUGGAGAUGGGGCGCCGCAUGGACGCGCCCUCCAGCGCCGAGUCCGUGCGCGCCUUCCUGGAGCGCGGCCACACGGAGCUGGACACGGCCUUCAUGUACUGCGACGGCCAGUCUGAGAGCAUUCUGGGCGGCCUGGGCCUCGGGCUGGGCGGCGGCGACUGCAGAGUGAAAAUCGCUACCAAGGCCAAUCCCUGGGAUGGGAAGUCGCUGAAGCCUGACAGUGUCCGGGCCCAGCUGGAGACUUCCCUGAGGCGGCUGCAGUGCCCCCGAGUGGACCUUUUCUACCUGCAUGCCCCAGACCACGACACCCCCGUGGAGGAGACACUCCAUGCCUGCCACCAGCUGCACCAGGAGGGCAAGUUCGUGGAGCUUGGCCUCUCCAACUACGCCUCCUGGGAGGUGGCCGAGAUCUGUACCCUCUGCAGGAGCAACGGCUGGAUCCUGCCCACCGUGUACCAGGGCAUGUACAACGCUACCACACGGCAGGUGGAGACGGAGCUCUUCCCCUGCCUCAGGCACUUCGGACUGCGGUUCUAUGCCUACAACCCUUUGGCUGGGGGCCUGCUGACAGGCAAGUACAAGUAUGAGGACAAGGAUGGGAAACAACCCAUGGGCCGCUUCUUCGGGAAUAACUGGGCUGAGAUCUACAGAAAUCGCUUCUGGAAAGAGAACCAGUUCGAGGCCAUUGCCCUGGUGGAGAAGGCCCUUCAGGCUGCGUAUGGCGGCAGUGCCCCCAGCAUGACCUCGGCCACCCUCCGCUGGAUGUACCACCAUUCCCAGCUGCAGGGUGCCCUCGGGGACGCGGUCAUCCUGGGCAUGUCCAGCGUGCAGCAGCUGACACAGAACUUGGCAGCGACCGAGGAAGGGCCGCUGGAGCCGGCCGUGGUGCAGGCCUUCGAUCGGGCCUGGCAGCUGGUCGCCCACGAAUGUCCCAACUACUUCCGCUAGGGCCACUCCUGGCUGGUGCUGCCAAAGGCUCCUUUCUCUCCCGUCACCUCUUCUAGUCUCACAUCCUGACUAGUCUGCCUUAAGUCCAUUUAACUAACCAAGAAAAUGCUCUUUUUUGAUUGUCUGGAUCGAUGCAGUAUUUUUCUAGAUUCCGUCCUGGCUCCCAGUUGCCUUCGCAGUGUGGAAAGGCUGGGGCUGUGGUCCACUUGGGCCGUUCCUGUCUGAAUAAAGCAGGCACAUGACUGGCCUGGGCCCUGAUUGAACCCCA
This is a messenger RNA of Ailuropoda melanoleuca (giant panda), 1423 nucleotides long. RefSeq names its product aflatoxin B1 aldehyde reductase member 4. The coding region runs from base 37 to 1155 and encodes 372 amino acids. The record is from RefSeq and is a predicted model, not a curated record. NCBI's taxonomy places the organism in Eukaryota, Metazoa, Chordata, Mammalia, Carnivora, Ursidae. The transcript has 7 exons.